Molecule: messenger RNA, 2331 nt
Organism: Uncinocarpus reesii 1704
Lineage: Eukaryota; Fungi; Ascomycota; Eurotiomycetes; Onygenales; Onygenaceae
Exons: 3
Coding region: 1-2331 (776 amino acids)
Biological process (GO): intracellular signal transduction; protein phosphorylation
Cellular component (GO): nucleus; cytoplasm
Molecular function (GO): protein serine/threonine kinase activity; ATP binding
Source: RefSeq, a predicted model, not a curated record
AUGACAGUCAGCUACGAGCAAUCGUAUCGACCUUCUAAUACAGCUCCGUUGGAGGAGAGGUUCGAGGUCAUAAAGCAGAUUGGGGAUGGAAGCUUCGGAAGUGUCGUGGUCGCCAGAGUGCGAACCGCUGGUUCGCAUGUGGCGAGACGUGGUACCAUGGUCGCGAUCAAGACCAUGAAGAAAACCUUUGAAUCUUUCUCGUCCUGCCUCGAACUUCGGGAAGUGAUCUUCCUGCGAACGCUCCCCAACCACCCUCACCUCGUCCCUGCCCUCGACAUCUUCCGCGACCCGCUGACCAAGAAACUACACAUAUGUAUGGAAUAUAUGGACGGUAAUCUUUAUCAAUUAAUGAAGGCUCGGGACCACAAGUGCCUAGAUACAAAGAGCGUCAAGAGCAUCUUGUUCCAGAUCUUGUCCGGUCUCGAUCAUAUUCACGCACACAACUUUUUCCACCGGGAUAUCAAACCAGAAAACAUCCUCGUCUCUGGCUCUGCGCACUUUGAGUCGGUUCUGAGCCGCUAUGCCACCCCCCCGUCCACUCCACCAACCUAUACCGUGAAGAUUGCCGAUUUUGGACUGGCAAGGGAGACACACUCGAAAUCGCCCUAUACCACGUACGUGUCGACCAGAUGGUAUCGCGCUCCUGAGGUGCUCUUGCGUGCUGGAGAGUACUCUGCCCCCGUUGAUAUGUGGGCGAUUGGUGCAAUGGCUGUUGAGAUUGCCACACUAAAGCCUCUCUUUCCAGGUGGAAAUGAAGUAGACCAAGUGUGGCGCGUCUGUGAGAUUAUGGGAAGCCCUGGGAACUGGUAUAGCAAGUCGGGUGCUAAAGUGGGUGGCGGUGAAUGGAAAGAUGGAGUCCGCUUGGCUCAGAAAUUGGGCUUUUCUUUUCCAAAGAUGGCUCCUCACUCCUUGGAAAGUAUCCUGCAGCCGUCUCAGUGGCCAGCGUCGCUUAGCCGUUUUGUCACCUGGUGUUUGAUGUGGGAUCCCAAAAAUAGACCUACAUCCACUCAGGCCUUGAAUCACGAGUACUUUACAGAUGCCGUUGAUCCCUUGCGUCCAAGAUCGUCUACUGCCCGUUUACUCGGCCGCAAACAAUCUGAUAAGGGUUUCAAGGCUCAAGGAAACGGUGAUUCCCCGGGGCUUUCGUCCAAACCUUCCUGGUUCCGACGCUCUUUGAUUGGGAGGUCCGAUAGUCCCGCUCCUCUUCUAGAGCAAAUAGACACGACCAAACAGAUGCCCUAUAAUGGUGGCGUCGAUUCACCAUCGAACAAGGCCAAGGCGUUGGCCAGUAAACGUGCUACAUGGACAAACGGAGCACCGAUGCCAAUCUUGCCAUCAAUUCGACCGGUAUCGCCACUUUCGCACGCUGUCCACGCUCAAGCCAAUUCGUCCCUUGUUAAUGACAACUCACCUUCAAAGGCAACUGGCAACGCGGCGUCUAAGAAGAUUGGCCGGCAAUUGUCCGUCAAUUCACAUGGCAAUCACUAUGCAGAUAUUCAUCGCCAAGAAGCCGAGAGAGCACUGAAUGGUGGUUCGAACGUGACAUCGCCUAGUGCCAUGAAGGAGAGCUUCUUCUCUCAUCUUAGAAAACGUGCUCGACGGCUCUCAGGGAGAAACCAAGCAUCCAUACCAAGUGAUGACGUCGAAGCUACUGCGGGCUGCGUUCCGUGGUCUAACCGUUCCUCCAUGGCCCUCGAUCCCGUGAAUAUUUCCGAAGCCAAACCCAGUAAUGAUCUGCUGGACCUCGAUACAGCUCUCCAAAACGUCCGAUAUAGCUUGGACAUGGCAUCACCUCCGAACGUGCCCGUCCAUGCCUGCGGUACUACUAGCAACACUCCAAAACGCCAGUCCGUGCCGCAUGCACAAGCAAUUCGUGUGACAGAAAAUGGAACUAUUGCCAGUGGUGGGUCCCUCUCGAGCCGGGCUCGCCGAGUCAUGCAGAGUUCCACUCGGUCUGUUCCACGGUACGAGACUCCGGAAGAAGAGGACGAACUCCUACAGGAGGUUCUCUACUCGACGAACUCAGCCGCGCAGCGCCUUGGGCAAGGGUCGAUCGUGGAUGAGGCCACCCGCGAUAUCUUCAAGGAUCUUGGUAACCAGCCAAACCUUUCGGUCGACGCCAGCCGUCACAAUCCAUACCCAACCCCUUCCCCAACUGCAAGACGCGAUGGGCCGGCAUUUAUUUCCGACAUCACACCUUCAAAACCGUUGAGGAUGAACAAGCCGAAUAUCGAAAGCCAUCGCCAGUGGCCAACUCCUCCCUAUGACGAGAGUGAGUGGACAAACACUACUACUGCCAACAUGUUUGCCACUGUAAACAUGCACAGGUGA